AGGGGUAUGCAUGAUCAGAUGAAACUACAGAUGUUUACGUACAACAAACAUUUUCAAGAAUAUCAGAAAAAUGAAUUCGUUAUGGUAAGUUCCAAUAAUGCAGUGCGCAAUGUCAGCAUAAUCUUGAAACAGCAACGCUCAUGACACUCCCCAAGGUUUAUUCACUGAAGUACUGAAGUGAUAAACUCGCACGAUAAACCGAGAUCCUUCGCGUUGAAACAUCGGGAGGGUAAACUGCAGAGUAGUGCUAGCAACACGCGUACUUUGUAAUUUGUGGCUUUAAAAUCUUCCACCAGUGAUGUAAUUUGAAACCUUAUUAAUAUUCAAUUCAAUUAAUGUAACAAAUUAUAAAUUCGGCAGAGUGGGUUUUGUCACUAUACUUGUAGAUAUUUAAUAAUUUUCAAAUAUUUAAACUAACGUAUAAAGUAGGUAUAAAUUAACAUUGGCGGUCUACAGUAUAUAUUGUCAUUUUGGUACAGAUAAGAUGUUGUAAAAAAUAAAGAGGAAGAAUUAAGACUUAUGCAGUGAACAUAUUUUGCUCAGCUUAAUGACGAUGGGCCCGCCCUCUAAACGUCGAAGUGUUUUCAAAUCAUUUCGAAAUUAGUUCAGAAGCCAACCAUGUUAAAUUGGUAUUAUUAUAUAAUCUAACUCGGGAUAUUGUACUUAAGACGAUGUCUUUUCCCUCCAAGUAUUAAAUUAUGUAUUUGUUAUUCUGUAGGAUUUUAUAACAGAUCCCUGUGUUCAGUCCAUUCUUCAGGUAAAAGGCAUAUCUUGGCAUAUCUUGGCUUAACGAUCACAUGUUUUCAUUAAUCAGAAUAUUUUAUCUAAAGCAAUCUCCCAAUGUUUGCAGAUAUUAUCCUCUAGUGGCUCUUGGACACCGUUAAGUACGACAUAUUUUAAAAUUACUAAUUCAUCUACUGGGUCCCCCCUCCCUCCCGCCGAAGAAAAUGCUCAAUUAUAUUUUGAGGUAUUGCGGUGAUACGUUCAUAAACACGAUAUAAGUUUUAUAUCAGCAAUUUGCUGGAUAUCUAACAGAUAACAUUAGUAUCAUUUUGCUUUUGACACCGAUAUUCGAAUUUCUCCAAAUGAAUUACAGUCGAUUUCAACUUACUGAAAUGAAUGAAUAACAAUAUUUAUUGAGGGUGAACACAGUGGCGUAGCCAGAACGAUAAUUGGGGGGGGGGGGCAUAUUCAUAUAUUCGUGUUCACAUACCAUAAGAACAAUUGAUUUCAAAAGAAAUUAAUAAAGUAGAACACGAAUAUAUGAAUAUCCCCCCCCCCCAAUUAUCGUUCUGGCUACGCCACUGGGUGAACACCAAUCUAACACUAAAGGUUAACGAGGGUGGCCCUGCAUGAUGUCUGCCUAAAAUACAACGAACUUUGCCAAUUCGUUGCGAAUGUUUUGUAAACAUGCAAAGCCUCUGAUUCAGAUUGGCCCCUGGCCUGGCACUCUUGUAGGAAAUUGGAUAUCAGAUAAGGAGGAGACCUUAUGUGGAGAACCCCAGGGUUCUGUACUUGGACCUCUUCUUUUUCUGAUUUACAUAAAUGAUAUUUGUGAAUCAUCUAAGGUAUUUCAUUUCUUUCUCUUUGCGGAUAACACCAACCUAUUAUAUGCUAACAAAAAUUUAAAAACUUUAGAAUCAUGCAGUUAUAAAUUUCGAGUUGAGGGAAGUUUGUAAAUGGCUAAACGCCAACAAACUGACAUUAAAUAUUAAAAAAUCAAAUUUUGUAAUCUUUCGACCAUCGCAAAAAUUAAUGACCUAUCAACCUACUAUUAAACGUUUUGACAAUAAUUCGGAAAAAAUACAUACCUCUCGAAAGUAAGGAUUAUAUAACAUAUCUUGGCAUUCUCAUUGAUUGUAAUUUGUCUUGGAAACAACACAUUAAUUAUAUAGCAUUAAAGAUUAGCAAAACUGUUGGAAUCAUUGCAAAACUCCGACAUUACGUUCACCAAAUUUUGGUUAGGCAAAAAUAAGUUUAUAUCGACCGUAAUAUACAAGGCUGUACGUAAAAAUGGGAAAAUGGUGAAAGAAUUCAAUGGGUUAAAAUUGAUUAGUUGUAGCAAUAUUUGGCAAAUUAUAUACACAGAAAUUCAUAAGUGUCCCACAAUAAAAUUGUCUGAUGCAUGAUUGAAAAAUGACUCAAAUAUAAUAAACCGAUUUAAAUAUGUUUAAAGAAUGAUGUUGCGUUUAAUACUGUUGAGUGCGUGCGAUUUGAAUUAAGUGUUACGUAAUCUCUAUGAAAAUACAAACAAUUGCCAAUUUUUGACAUUGGUAUACAUAUUUGUAGAGACUGGAAACUGCAUGUGGCCGAUUAUGGUACAUUAGUUAAGUAUUCUUAACUAUAAUGUGUAAAUUUCUAACGUCAUGAUCAUGUAUCGUAAUAAAGUAGCAUAUAGAAGACCCAUAUGCUAUGUAUCUAUAUUUACUGAUUUUAAAUUGAAUGGAAUCUUGAGGUCAAAUCUUGUUUUUUUAAUUGAGCGGAAUCAUGAUUUCAUAAUGACUUUCCCCAUAUGAUUCAGUUUAUAGUUUCACAUGUGAAAAAUAUGAAACUCAAAUUUCUCACGUGUGAAAUGGCAUGUGAAUUUUCCGUAAGGGAAUUAGGACAAGAAUUUAUUAUAGCACAAGUAGGCUUGGCAUCCCUGUAACAUUUCCAUGAAGAAGUUUAACCAUUAGGUUUAACCAUAUUUCUGUUUGGAUAAUGGUGUCGCCACUUUGAGUUACUGUACACAGCAAAAUAUUGGGUAGCUACUUUAUACUGGUAUGUGUAAGGCGCAUUUGAAAACUCAAGUUGAGUUUUCGUUCUUUAUAACAAGUUUAACAACUGAACUUGAAUUUUAGAUGUACAGUACAUUCGCGUUUUUCCAGACCCGAUAAUUCGAUAUGUACAGUAUGUUACUUGAAUUCAUUUUCUGGCUGUGGUCUAAACUCUUUAUAUUUGUAUAAUAUAGUAUCGCUUUUCCGUUGCUUUCAAUAAAUAUUAAUAUUAAUUAUAUAUUUUCUCUACUAGGAGUUUCCAAAGUGGCUAAAGUCGAGGUAGACUCAGUACCUUGUACGAUAGUCAACAUGGAUUUGUUUAAUAAAUUGUUCAGACAAGGUGAACUAUUAGUAAUUUUACCAAAUGGAGACCAGCAUGCAUGACUACAACUUUAAAAUUAAUAUAUAUUUGAAGUACCAUACUUACUGGCACCACGCAUGCAUAAACGCGUCAGCAUUUGAGUCUUAAUUUUACAAAGCUACACAAAUUUAUUAGUUUGCACCUGUACCCGUUCGUAAACUGUAUUCCAAGGAUACUGAGAAUAUGUUCAUUGCUGCAGGGCUAGUCCGUGAAUCCGGGAUGAUUUUUAAAUGCUUUGAUGAAUACGUAGAAGGAUUUACAAUAUCUGAUGAACUACGAAAGGUAUCUUGUAAAAAAGUGCUUUUUCUUCUAAAGAAUUAUAUUAUUUCAGAUUCUAUUCUAUUCAUUUUGAAAUCAAUGGUAUUUCUAUAGACCCAUUGCACAUGACGCCACAGCGCCGGUGAUGAUGCAUCUGGAGGAAAAUUAGCAAUCUAUGCACAAUAUAACUUUUGUAAACAAAGCAAACUUUGUAAAACUUUAUAAUAAUUCUGUAUCAAAAUGGUUAGUUUUUGCGCUGUAUGUGGUUGUUGUACCCGAACAGAUAUUGUUAGGGAGCAUCUGGAGGACACUCUAAGGAUUUGUGACGUCAGUGCAAAGGGUCUAUAGCAAUCCGAUUGGUAAUAUUGAAUGCGAAUAUUUUCCAAAUCGCACAUUUUUUUGGGGGGGGGGGGUAGGGUUGGCUCGGGAGAGCCCAGCCUUUUGUAAAAAAAUGAUGUUUCCGAAAAUUAUGUCAUGUUUCAAAAUGAAUAUAAUAGAAUGGAAAAUGAAUUUCGUGUCGUGCAAUUUUAGUCUGAAAUCAAACUUGUGGUAAACAAUUGCACUCCCGCUUCGUGAUUGUGCAAUUUUGUAAUUAGACCAAAAUGCACUCCACUCAGUUAUUUGCCAUUACUAAUUUUCUACACUUGGGUGAGAAUUUAUUUUCUAACAGUGCAUUUUAUCAGCUAGACUAGCUAAUGGGCAAUCUAUCGCCUUGGUAAGAGCUUUGCACAUAAUAGUGCGUGAGCGCCACCUGAAGUAAUUUAUAGUCUUUCGAUUUAGAUGCAUUUAAUGGAGGAAUCUGAUCACUACGACCUCUUUUCAGAAAAUGAAAAGAAAGAGUUUAUUUUUCAGAUCUUCAAACAUAUCUGUUUAGGUGGAGAUAUUUGUCAGGUAAAACUAAUUACAGCAACAUUUUCUUGGGUUUGUUGAAAUAUUCCAAGCAAAUUUAUAUGCAUGUAUCAGUUCAAGUUGGGAGUCAUGUUAGUCGGCUUUAAACUCAGUUUUUGAUCAUAUAAAAAUAGGACAGUGGGACAGACACCAAAAUAAGAGGACAUUUUAUCGAUGAAAUUCUUUAUUCUGGGCACGUGCAAUGUGAAUGUAACUCGCUCAACCAAUGAAAUGAAAUGAUUCUCUCGACACUUGAUUUUUUAAUGUAUAUAAUGAUUAUUUAAAGAAUGUCAUGGUUGCCCAUGCGUCCGAGCCAGAGGCCCAUGACAAAGAAGAAUAGCAAAUUGACAUGCAUGUCAAAGAUGAAUAUGCAAGGCAAAGCACAAUGCGAAGCUUUUUCGCAUAUAUAAAGGUUUCAACCGAAUAAGUUAUCACAAGAUAGGAAAUUUACCCGCAUCCACCCAGUAAUGUCACGCGUUCCGAGUGAUUGAUCUGAUGGAUACGUAUAUUUAAUAUAAGUCGAAAAGUUUUAAACUUAUUUUCGGGGGCGCCGAAAAGUGAAUCUUUUUUCGGCACGUUCAAACUUGUGCAAUAUUCAAGCCUUGAUGAGAGUUGCAACACCCGCUUGCGUUUGACCGCCAACUCCAUGCAUCAACUCUCAAGCACUCUCAUCAACUUUGAGCAACUCUCGCUUCUCAACUCUCAUCCUCGUUUGACCAGGCGUUUAGAAUACUCUCCCACUCCUUUUUCGAAAGCCAGAGCUUAAUCAAAUACAUGGACAAUCGUAUAAUUGUUUCAAAUAGAGCGCCAAUUAAUUGGGCUCGAACCAAUCAUACGGCUUAAUGUUUUGAGUUACCGUAAUCCUGUUCCCAUCGCGAGUACAAUGUUCCAUUCCUGACAUUCGCCAUGUUUUUAAGAUCACUUAUAGAGGUGCACCCAUGAAACAUAGUAACGCGCCCGCGGUCAUAGAUGAACUAUUGAAUGGACUGUUCAAUCCGCUAGCUCUCGCCUUUUCGUGGGUGUAAAUAGCCGAGCGGAAUUAUUACCGUCGUUUACUCGCCGUUGGCUUUGGGGAAAAUUCUAAUGAAAAAAUAAAGAAUAUUUAAGAAAUAUCGUAUGGUUUUCAGCCUGAUUUGCAUCCUGAUUUUCGUCCUUGUUAUUAAGUGACGUAUUUGUAACACAAAAAAUCGCAAUAUUAUUUGGUCAAAACAACCGAAAAAUUGGUUAAAAUCAAAUUUUUAUUUGUUUUAACCAAUAAAAUAUUGAAAUGUUGGUCAAAUAAGUGCAUCUGAAACAACCAAUUCAAAUUGGUUGUUUUAACCAAGCUGCCAAAUUACAGUGUAUAACCUUUUAGAACUUUUCUUUUCUAGUUUGAAGAUAACGUUAAUCCUUAUUUAGAUACAAGUAAAUCACUAUACAAAGACUUAGUCAGGUUUGUCUUAUUGAUAUACUGUAUAUUUAGAUUAAUUACUAAAAUUGUUCUAUGGAUACUACUAUGGGGUAGUACAAUUCCAUGCCUAAUUUCUAAAUUUAAAAUAGCUUUUAAUAUUUUCAAUUUUUACUCGGAUUAUCGAUAUAACAAAUGGUAUAUAUGUUAUUGUGAACGACUAUACUGUAUACGUCUUGAAACUAUUGUUGAUGCUUAUCCAAAAAUUGUCGAUUAGGUUACAUCAGGUUUUUACUAUAAUUCGUGGCAGAUUUAUGGCUGCAGGCUAGCCAACUGGAACGUCUGCCAGGAAUUUUUAUAGGGUUCAAACUCGUCAGCUUGUACAAGCAAAACAAAUUUUAGAUUUAUUGUUUUAACAGCGUUUAUAAAGAUGCAAAUUCAAAGGAACUCAAAACAAGAUCGCACGUCUUCAAAAUAUCUGCAUUGGUAAGUACCAUCUCCCUACCCAUUGAAAAUUUUAUAAUUGUCAUUGAAAACAAUUUUCAAAAAUCAAGUACAUUACCUGGUUGUGUACUUCAAAAUUUAACCAAUAACGAUUAUUGUAUUCACCUUCUGAAUGUUGAUUCCAUGCACAUAUUUGAUUGA
Paramuricea clavata is the source of this 6295-nucleotide messenger RNA. The record is from the annotation of a GenBank genome assembly. NCBI's taxonomy places the organism in Eukaryota, Metazoa, Cnidaria, Anthozoa, Malacalcyonacea, Plexauridae.